AUAAAACGUCUGCAGCACGCUUGGUAGCGACAGGUUGGUCUGUUAAUAUGCCAAAUGAUAAUAACCAAAUGAAGAGAAACAAACCAACAGAACAAUUCCACUGAAGUUCAAGAGCUACUGAAUCAUUCAACCAGGCAUUGUAUCAAGGCAAUAGAGCACCAUGUGAAAUCUCCAUAAAAUGGCUACUUAUGUACUGUGGUCAGCAGUUGUCUGGACUCUCAAGGGUCUGUUGUGCACAUGGAGGUUUUUCUGGGUCAGCCCAUAUUGUGCUCUAAAAUCUGCACCAUGGACACAGCAUGCAGCUGACACUGACCAUAAACCCCCAUCAUCAAAACUGACCUCAGUUGUCCAGGAUGUCAAGCAUGUGGCAGGACCAGAUGUAAAUGCAGACUCAGAGAAAAAGACCAAACCUGUUCCUGUUCAGCGUGAACGCACAAGUGGCCUGUUCAAGAGACUGCUAAAGGCUGAGGGGGAGAUUCAAGAACUUAAGAUAGAGAUUGCAAAUCAGAGAGCAUCAUGGGAGAUGCGGUUUGUGGAGCUACAAAAGAGACAGCAUAUUCUAAAAGACCAGCUGACCUCUGAGAUUCUGGUAAGGACUGGAAUGCUGUACAGAGACACAGAUUCAGAAGAAACAAAUGAAGUCUUUCUAGAGUCUGGCUUGGAGAAUGGACUUUAUUCUGAGGAGAAGGACAAUGAAUGUUCUAGUGGUCUCAGACACCAGCAAAAGGGACCUGAUGUGGAAUUGCUUAGAGAUGGUGUUGACCAAAAAAGUUUGUGCAGCAGUCAAACCUCCUGCCCAUCAGACUCCAGAGCCACUUCUGCCAUGUCUAACAUCAGUGUAAGGUCUUGGAGGAGCGGAGGAGGACCUCAUCGAGUAUUUGUACCCCAUUCCCCCUUGGAUCUGAAGAUUGGGCACAGGGUCCGAAUCAUGUUAUCCUCUGGACGCAUCAGCACUGGUACUUUACGCUACCUGGGCAACAUGCACAACUCUUCUGAAUACCAUCUUGGCGUAGAGCUGGAGUUGGCUGAUAAUGGACAACAUGAUGGCACCUAUGAAGGACUACGCUACUUUGACUGUGAUCCCGGACAUGGUGCGUUUGUAGCGUUCAGUAAACUGUUAAUGGCUUUGGGAGUAGAUGCUCUUAUUGGAACGUAAGAGUGUCUCAACAUAAGAGUGAAGACACUCCAGGCCACUCCAGGCCACUCAAGGCCACUCUUGCAACAGUUUGCUGUAUGGAUCAACAGAAGAGCGCUGCAAUGAUGAUGUUUUUUUGUAGGCGUAACAUCACCCUGGUUCCUCUGACAAAAACACAUUAUUACAGUAAGAAGUAAAAAUGUAGGCUAUACCACAGUCACAUGACUUCAGUGUCGCCAGCAUUAAUCUACCAACUCAUUCAGUUUAUUAUUUAAAAAUAUGAAACUUUCCCUGAAAGUUUGAGUUUGAAUAGUAUGCAGUAGUGUGAUUAUAAACACAAUGAGGCUGUGAAAAUGCGUAGUGAGUAGAUUAGUUUACCUGUUCGGUUUGGAGACAGUCUCUGUAGGCUUUUUUAGCUACUUGUUAGCAACUGCCUUUAUCAAGACAAGUAAAGCUUUAAAAACACUAGGGGUUUUAUUGAUGUAUUUUAUUUUGUAGAAUAAAACAUGACAAUAUCUUGAGCUUAGGUUCACCACCCAUUCAAAAAACCCACUGACUUCAGGACGAUGGAACUGGAAGUGUUAAAAUGCUAACUUUUUUCUUUCUUUCUGGUAUGUCAUACCUGCAGCACAACUUGUGUGUAGUGUAACUUUACUAGAACUUGUUACUGGCAAACUGGUGACCUUAUAUGUUACCUUAAAGGUGAAGUGGGUAAUUUCUGCACUACUUGAGUCAUCAAAUGUGAUAGCAAAACCGGUGACUGUUUUCACCCAAAAACAUUUAAUCUCACCCCAAAAUUGUGCCAUUGGAUGCACAUGGUAGCAAUGUUUUGAAAGUGGCAGUGACCUUUGAAGGAGUCAUCGGAUGCAAAGUUUACUUUUUCAUAUUGUUUGAACAUUAAUGUGUGUUGGCAGUGUAUGUACACAUCUACCCUAUAAUGAUAUUUUUUUUAAUUAAUCUCUGCAAUCACCUUUUCUAAUAACAUGCUAGUUAGCAAGUUUAUUGGCUAAACGCGGCUAAAAUAAACAGGCUUGUCACUCCGCAGAGAGAAGAGAGGGGCGGGGCGAGCAGAGCUCAUUUAAAGCAACCUCGACCAGAACAGGAUAAUUUUUGUAGAGCUGAUUUUGGCAAGGUAAAAAGGGUGUUGUUUUACACAACCAUUGAAAAUUUUUAACCAAAGUAUAUUAUAGACUUUUCAUUAAGACCCUAAAGAAUCAUAUCAACUUGUGGAAAAUGGGCAUCUGAUGACCCCUUUAAAUGUAGUGGCUACCUGGUCUUUCUGCUUAUUAGGCUGGGAUAGGACGAUGUGUUUUACCAAAAUAUGACACACUUCACCUUUAAAUAGCAAACAAACUUAGAAAAACAUAAAAUAAUAAGAUUUCAGAUAUUCUCGGUUUAGAUGCUUUUUGUGGGUUUCUCUGACCUGUAGACCUGUAAUCCCCAUUUAGUGUGAAAACAUAAGUAUUUUACAAGGUGGUGAUUUCAUAUGGACUUUUACAAUGUGAAUCAUAUGAAAACGUGAUUUUUAGAAAACAAGUAAGCAUGAAGCUACUCCCCUGAACCUAAACUCAAUGGGGUGUAAGCAUAUCAUACAGAAAAGUACUAAUUAGCCACCAAUCCUGCAUGUAUGUAGAUUUAAAUGUAAAUAUAUUUACAAAUUGCCAUGAGAUUGUUUUGGAAUCUGCACUUUUUCUCAUUAUACUUAUGACUGUUGGGGAAAUUCAAAUAUAUACUACAGUAUCAGCAGGGCUGAGAUAAGCAGACUCAUUAGCUUAAACAGAUCAAAUUACCCAAAGUAUUUCCAUACAAGGAAAAGGUAUGUGUAAAAGAGUGAUGAUGAGCGAUGUUCAAAUUCUGUGGAAUUCUGUUGACAAGCAUUCCAUGCAGGUUUGCUUAUUGCCAAUAUCCGUUAAUGCAAAU
Molecule: messenger RNA, 3055 nt
Organism: Labeo rohita (rohu)
Lineage: Eukaryota; Metazoa; Chordata; Actinopteri; Cypriniformes; Cyprinidae
Product: CAP-Gly domain-containing linker protein 4
Exons: 8
Coding region: 179-1156 (325 amino acids)
Source: RefSeq, a predicted model, not a curated record